This is a messenger RNA of Funneliformis mosseae, 3327 nucleotides long. The record is from the annotation of a GenBank genome assembly. NCBI's taxonomy places the organism in Eukaryota, Fungi, Glomeromycota, Glomeromycetes, Glomerales, Glomeraceae.
AUGUCCGUUAUAAGUGGAGGCUCCGAUGAUCGAAACCCAUUUGGUAUUAGUCCAGUAUCGGUUUCAUCAUUUCCGACAAAUCAAGAUUAUGUACCAUCCGCAAUUAAUGGGGGACCUCCGUCGACUAUAGCUUCUUCAGCAAUAGCGAAUACUAUACUACCACCUGAACAAGCAAACAUUAAUUUUAAACCCACCACCACAGCCAUAUCAAAAAUAUCAAAAUUAAAAUUACACGUUUUAUUAGAUUCUACAAUAUAUACGGCAGGUGGUUUAUUAACUGGAAGAAUAGUAUUAACAAGUUCUUCUGCAAGAUCAUUAAAACUCGGAGAAAUUUCGGUAGAACUAACAGCUUAUGAAGAAUUAUCUGUAAAAGAGUACACUGCUUCACAAUCUUUUUUAUCUUCAAGAUUAGUUUUUCAAAAUGAAAAUUUACCACCUUCAAAUGCGGUGCAUGGUCCAAAAGAAAAUGGUUAUUGGACAGCGAGAAAAGGAAAGACCACUUUUCCAUUUGCUUUUAAAAUUCCUGUUGAUGCGCCAAGUUCUGUUGAAUAUGGAAACCUGGCAUGUCUAAAAUAUAUUGUAACUGGAGUUGUUCAAUUUAAGAACAAUAAUAAAGAAGAUACACUAUUAAGAUCAAAAGAAGCCCUUGUCGUUGAGGCGUGGGAUGGACAUAAUCCAAUCUACAAAAAACCUGUAGAUGGUGUUAAUAUGAAACAAUUAUGGAUGGGCGGGACGGGUGCUGUUACACUGGAAGGAACAUUGGCAGAGACAUUAUUUCAAAGUGGUGGAAAUGUUAGUGUACAAGUUAGGGUGAAAAAUGAAACUAAAAGAAGGGUUCAAGGACUAAAGAUUGCUAUCACGCACAAACUUUUAAUUCUUGCUAAUAAAAACAAAAAAGAAAUUGAUGAGGUUAAAAUUGUUGGAGAUACGAUAGCUGAGGCAUGGUUUAAAAAUAAGGAUUACUUAUUUGAUUGUGGAGAGGAUCGUUCGACGACCAUUCAUAUUAAUGUUCCUAAAAAUGCAAAGACCAUAAGAAAUACGGCAUUAUUCGAAGUUGUGUGUUAUAUUGUAAUAUCUUUAUACUUGGGACCUUUCACGUAUGAUCUUACAGUUCACCUUCCUGUUUAUAUUGCACAUUCUGCAUCUUUACAACCGGCUCCUAUAGCUGAUGCAGAUUUAAAUGUAUUUCCAAAUCAUUAUAAUAUGAUGGACGAAAAUGUAGAUUUUUUUGUUGAAGAUAUCAGAAAAGAAGACGGUGAAGUUUUAGGUUUUGUGUCAACGCCAGUAAAUAUUCCAUCAAAGAAUGGUGAUAGAGUGCUUCCUUGGUCAAAUGCAGAGGAUGAUGGUCGUGGACGUUAUUCACCUACGAAAAGUUCGGCUGGAUCAUAUAUAUUUGGUUCGGCAAGUCCAAAGAAAAUUGGAUCUUUUGCAACUUCUUUGCUUGGAAGACCAAAACAAAUGGCACCACCAAAUCCAUCAAAACUUGUUGCAAAAUCACCACCGUUAGCUCCCGCAUCACCUUACGCGUAUAUUCCAGCUAUCGAACGUGUAAGAUACCUUUCUUUUACAACGCAAGAACAAGGAGCCAUACAAAAACGCCCUUUUGGCGCAGCUUCGGGGUUUGGAGGUUAUGGAAAACGCAGUGAAACACAGGAAUUGUCACCACCUACUUCAGAAUAUGAGUUUAUUAAUACGCCACCCGAGCCAGAACAGAAUGUUCAAAAGUGGCUUGAUAAUAAUGAUAAUCAAUCUGAAAGAUCAAGUCCAGCUUUUUCGGAUGGAGAACCUGUUGCUACACCUGGUGGAAAAUCUCCUUGGGCACAUAUUAAUCAAAGCCAAGAAAUUGCAGGCACUUCACCUCGUUCACAUUCUCCAUUGUUUAGGAAAAAUAUUCCGAAUGGUCAAGGAACCACUCCAAUUGAUAUUCCAAUACAAAAUUCUGAUUUUUCAUCAGAUUCAUUUAAACGAAAUGAUAGUUUAGUAUCCUCACCUUCAGGUCCUUCAGGAUUAACUCUAUUAAUGAGAAAAAAGUCUCCAAUACCUACAAUUCAUGACAAUACGUUUGAAGUAUCAUCAUCUAUAUCAAACGGCGCAUAUGAUCAUAUUCCUAAAGGUCGUCCACUACCGACACCAAAACCUAAAGAAAUUGAGGUUACUGAUGAGAAAAGUUCGGAGUUACUUCAAGUUCCCGGAUUUGAACAAGAAAGACCUAAAACACCGCCUGUGAACAAUUUUAAUACAAGUGCCGCAGCCACUGGGGGAGGAAAUUUGUCAUCAUUAUUUAAAUGGGGAUCAUCAUUGAUUGGAUAUGGUGCGUCUAACGAUCAAAGUCAACUACAAAGUAUUGAACAGAACGCAUCCAACGAAAUUCCAAAGAAUAGACCUCGUAAACAGCUUCCACCUCCUCCGACAACACCAGCGGCAGAAGCGAACAAUAAUAUGACGGACAAUUCAUCAAUUAACCCUAACCCAGAUGAAAAUCCAGUUCCUAAAACGAGAAUGCGUCGCAGUCUACCUGCUGUUCCAACUUCCGUUCCCCAGAAAACAAUAACAACCAGUAGCCCGAUUAUAGAGGAAGAGGAAAACCCAUCUAAUAAUAUUUCACAUUCACCGCCUCAAAAUACUUUUACCAGCUCAGUAAAUAACGAUCCACCUACACCAUCCAAACCUAUCUCGACUGAAAAAUCGGAUACACCUUCAGCUAUUCCACAGAAAUCUUCAUAUUUUCCUGCAAUACCAAUAACCAAGGCAUCAAUUUUUGCUGCUUUAGGACAAAAACCUUUCGGAAUGUCUUCACCGCCUUCUUCAGUUCCAGCUCCAGCUCCUGCUCCAGUAGUAUUUCCUAAGAAAACUUUACCUGUUUCUCCAAGUACUAGCCCACCAAAACAAAAAGGAUUUAAUGUUCAACGUAAACCAUUGGAACUUAAUACUCUUGCGAAAGAUGAUCCUAAAAUUGCUGAAAUGAUUAAAAAUGAGUUAAAAGCAUCGGAGAAUCAAAAUGAUGAUCAAAAUGUUUCCUCUAAUCAAGUGACUUACAAACUUGCUAUCCCGCCAGCUGUGCCGACGAAGAAAUCUGCCCCAACAUCAGUUCAAGUUACAACACCUGUUCCUAUUUCCACCAAAUCUGAUGAAAACGUAAAUACAAGCAUGUCGUCCAGUCCCCCAAUUGAUCCCAUGAAAGUAUUAGCAUCUCCGACAACUUAUAUAAACAAUACAAUUGCUAAGCCAAUUGUAGCGUUAACUAAGAUAACGGAACCACCAAAACCUGUACUAUCGCCUAGAUUACAAGAAUAUAUUAAGAAAUAUAAUUAUGCCACAGGCUCAUGA